CCUGUUGCUGAACUUCAACAGUUGAGAUGAUGACUGAGACGGAUUCUACAUUUGCGAGAUGGGCAUUUUCCCAUUAUUUUCACUUCGUUAGAGACAAGGAUAAGAACGUUAUAGUCAAGUGCAAUUUAUGUGCGACACCAAAGGAACUCUCUACGUCGAGAAAUAGCACAAGUAACUUGACGAAACACCUGGACCGGUGCCACGCUAACACUAAGCUAACCGAGAGAGCUCCAGGUGUAGAGAAGAGAAAGAAUGCCGAGGAUGAGAGCGCGGGGAAUAUAAAGCAACAGAAAUUAAGUUUCUCUCGGACUGCCAUGCUGCUUGAACCCCGAGAGGUGAAGAGACUCGUGGCGGAGUAUAUUGUUGAAGACAUGCUGCCUCUAUCAACAGUAGAAUCGCCGGCUUUUAGAAAGCUUGUGAGCAAAGUCCCCGUCAACACUAGCAAUGACAAGCAUGUACUGCCAGACAGAAAGACAUUUGCCAAAGAGUUGGAUAAGGCAUAAUUAUGAUCCCAUGGAAAAGGAGCUGAAGAAAGUUAUCGAAGCUCAGCAGUAUGUACCAACAACAGCAGACAUGUGGAGUGCAAAUAACAUUAUUUUCAUGGGGGUGACUAUGCACUGGAUCGAUGCAGAUACCUUGAAACGAAAGAAGGCUGCAAUAGCUUGUAGAAGAUUCAGGGGUCGACAUACAUAUGACGCAAUUGCAACAGAAGUAGAGGACAUUUUUUCUCAAUACGGGCCGACCUACGAUAAAGUCACUGCAUGUGUGACGGACAACGGGAGGAACUUUGUGAAGGCGUUCAAGGAGCAUCAGCAUAUUGAGAUCGAGGAGGAAGAUGAGGUGGAGGGCGAUGGCGAAGUGGACUUUACAGACCUUCACAGUGUGUUUACCACCGAUGAUGAUGAUCCCGAGCAUGGGCUACGUGUACUGCCUCCCCACCAUAGAUGCACAGCCCAUACACUUAAUCUAAUUGCCAACAAUGAGGUUGAUAAAUGGCUAGCAUCUAAUCCAGAAUCGAGGGCUGUGUAUCGUAGUGCCGCAGCCAAAUGUUCAGCGCUAUGGACAAAGGCCAGCCGCUCCACAGUCGCAGCCGAGUGCCUGGAAGAGGUCAGUGAUAGAAAGUUGAUUGUCCCCACAGUAACACGGUGGAACUCAUUCUAUGAUGCCUAUGCUCGGAUUACAGAAAUGCCCCUAUCUGACAUAAAUAAACUUUGCACACAGCUUCAGAUUAAAUGUAUGAAUGACAGGGAAUACCAGUUUCUCAAGGAAUACUGUUCCAUUAUGAAGCCUUUCACCGUCGCACUGGACAUCCUACAGGGUGAGGACACUUGUUUCUAUGGAACGCUUCAACCAACCCUAGAAGUUCUAAUGGCCAAAACCUUAGCAGCGAAAAAUGGCUUAACGCAAAUGACCACUGGGCUGCCUGAGGUUAUUGUGGGAGCAAUUCAAACUCGAUUUGCAGCAACAAUUGACUCCAAGGAUGCGCUACUGGCUGCCGUCUCACUGCCCAAGUUCAAGCUACGCUGGUAAAAGAAGAAGCCAGAAGAGACCACAUCAAGUUACUCCUCAUGACGGAGUGGCGCUCCCUAACAACAGAAGAGCCUGCAGCCCUGAUACCUGAUGUCCCUCAACCUGCUGCUGUUGCCUCCAGCGAGGAGGACUUUUUUUCCUUUGAUGACACGGCUGAUGCACCCAUGUCAGUGGAAACAGAGGUAAUGUCUUAUUGAAGCUCCGCCCCUGUGAUGGAAAGUCUGCACCAGUUUCCAAGAAUUAAAAAAAUUGAACUUCGCUACAACGCCCCAACACCAUCCAGUGCACCAGUAGAAAGACUUUUCAGUCUCGGGAGUCUUGUGCUCACCCCAAAACGCAACCGUCAUGGUGAUGGACGCUUUCAGCGCCUGCUCCUGAUGCGCUUCAACAGAUAUUUCGGUCAACUGGGUAGUCAAAUAGGCUAGCCUCCCCCAACA
Molecule: messenger RNA, 1967 nt
Organism: Perca flavescens (yellow perch)
Lineage: Eukaryota; Metazoa; Chordata; Actinopteri; Perciformes; Percidae
Exons: 2
Coding region: 445-1530 (361 amino acids)
Source: RefSeq, a predicted model, not a curated record